Molecule: messenger RNA, 3981 nt
Organism: Bradysia coprophila
Lineage: Eukaryota; Metazoa; Arthropoda; Insecta; Diptera; Sciaridae
Product: 5-hydroxytryptamine (serotonin) receptor 1A
Biological process (GO): adenylate cyclase-activating adrenergic receptor signaling pathway; positive regulation of MAPK cascade
Cellular component (GO): plasma membrane
Molecular function (GO): G protein-coupled receptor activity
Source: RefSeq, a predicted model, not a curated record
GUAUAUACUUUGAGAUACUGUCCUCAAAUAAUUGUCGUCUUCGUGCUCGUGCUCUGGCUAAGAACGACUUCAUUUUCCCUUAAGGAAAUUUCGGCAAAAAAAAAUUAUUCAAAAACGUGUGCUUGUAAUUUUGUGAAUAUAUCAAUGUGAUGCGAAUAAAAUAAGCAACAGAAAAAAAACCUGUUUACAUAACGAGGUUCAAGGAUUUUUAAGUGGUUAUUAAUACGUUGUGUAUUAGACAAGAUAAAUUGAUGUUUUUCUUCAUUUUCCUUUUUUAUGAUCCUACCAUUUUACUGUGUACCUGUCCAAGUCUAUAACAUAUUAGUAGACGUUAUACACACAUUUUUUUUCGUUUUUUGCGUACAUUAUUUAAGCGACGAACAAACCAAAAAUCAUGAUGAGUCAAGAAAACGUCCGUUAGCCCAAUGAAUAUUUGAUUUUGAUGAAAGAGUUCUAAUUCUAUUACCCAAAAAAAGACCAAACCAAAACAGCAUGCGUAAUCUUGACACGUUGGCACAAAAAACCAUUUUUUUUAUUAGAUAUUUUCCACAUAUGAAGUAGAAGGGAAAUAAAUAACAAUAAACAAGUUAAAUUGAUUAAACGCGAGUGAUUAAAUUAAAUCUGCAAAAAAUAAACAUAAUAAUAAUUGAAAGAGAAACCCUUAGAGCAUACACAUGAUGUUUUUUGUUUAGUGUGUUGUGAACGGAUUUUGUAAACAGCAAACUGAAUGGUAUACCUAAACGGUCACUGUGCACAUAAUAUAAUAUAGAACAUUAUAUCUCGUCAAUGUUAUGGUUUCACCGCAAUGAUAUAUCGGAUUACAGCAGUUUAAUUUAAAAAAUAUGACGGUUUGAAAAUUACAUGAGGGGCGAAGACCCCAGGCUCCGAUAAAUUUUCAUCAACGUCGAUCCUCUUCCAUGGUAAACCAUCUAUAUGAGAGCGAGAGGAUUUAUUAAUUAAUGACAACAGAAUGGACUUUCUAAAAGCACCGCCGCCAAGACCGCCCAUUGGUGCUAUUGACAGUGAUAUAGCGAAUGUGGUAAAAGAUGCCUACCGAAACAUAUUCAUUGAUAAUGGUGGUCCCGAUUCAUAUCUAAGUUCCGACAUAAAUAAUUUUUUGAACGAUUCAUUCAACGGAACAUUUAAUUUAAGUAGUACACCAAUAUCAAAUGGGACUGACACAAAUACCGAUGAAGAUGUUACCGAGUUUAUUGUUAUGCUCGUCACAUCGACACUGCUAGGACUAAUGAUUUUAAUGACCGUAAUAGGAAAUGUGUUCGUAAUAGCUGCCAUUAUACUUGAACGAAAUCUACAGAACGUUGCUAAUUACUUGGUCGCGUCGUUAGCUGUGGCUGAUUUACUUGUCGCUUGCUUAGUCAUGCCUUUAGGAGCUGUAUACGAGAUUAGUCAAGGCUGGAUUCUUGGACCAGAAUUAUGUGAUAUCUGGACGUCGUGUGAUGUCUUAUGCUGUACAGCGUCCAUUCUCCACCUCGUUGCAAUUGCCAUGGAUCGUUACUGGGCUGUGACGAACGUCGAUUACAUUCAUUCACGAACUAGUGGUCGGGUAACAAUUAUGAUUGGACUUGUAUGGACUGUAUCGAUUGUUGUUUCACUAGCUCCGCAAUUCGGUUGGAAAGAUCCUGAAUAUAUGCAACGAAUUGAACAGCAGAAAUGUAUGGUAUCGCAGGAUGUUGCGUACCAGGUCUUUGCUACGUGUAGUACAUUUUAUGUUCCUUUACUGGUGAUAUUAGUUUUAUAUUGGAAAAUUUAUCAAACAGCGCGUAAACGAAUUCAUAGGAAUAGGAGGCCAAAACAAACAACUUCCGCAAAUAACAACCAGGUUGCUCCACCAAAAUCAAAAUCACGCCUACGAUUUCGACUAGGUUCGAAAUUUUCAAAUCAAGGAAAAUCAGCAGUGUCCUCGCUAGGAUUAGUGGAAGGAAAUUCAACAAAUACAGUAAACACAGUAGAGGAAACAGAAUACUCCAGUAAUGACAAGAAGGGCAUCGAGGCUACAACUACGUUCAACAAAUUAGACGAGAGUCAACCUUUGAGCAGUAAUCAAAUUGCAACCGUAUCACAUCAGGUAUCCACCAGUCAAACAACAUCAAUUUGUCCACAAACAAAUCAGCUACAACACGACAGCCAUGGAAUACACACACCGGUACAAAGCCAAAUAUCAACUCCAACCAUUCAUCAUCAUCAACCCAACCAAAUGGCAAACAAUAGUCAAAUAUCUACUCCGAUACAGCAUCAUCAACCAUCUUCAUCAAGUACUUUGAAUCCCCAAGCUCAAGUCAAAACACGUAAAGAGACAUUGGAGGCUAAACGUGAACGAAAAGCGGCCAAAACUUUGGCUAUCAUCACUGGUGCAUUUGUGGUUUGUUGGUUGCCGUUCUUUUUAAUGGCUUUGCUAUUACCCUUAUGUGAUUCAUGCCACAUAAACGAUAAAAUAGCCGCAUUUUUCCUUUGGCUGGGAUACUUCAAUUCGACAUUAAAUCCCGUUAUUUACACAAUAUUCAGUCCAGAAUUUCGUCAAGCGUUCAAACGAAUUUUGUUUGGCACACACAGAAGCGGAUAUUAUCGGGGUGGCAAACUUUAGUAGCUAGUUGGAUUUUCAUUUUAUUAAAUUAAUGUUUAUUUUAAAAUUUUCGUUUCGAGAACAUUUACAGACUUUCCGCCGGUAGUGGUUUGUACUGUGUGCGCUAAUCCGUUCGAGAGGAAAAAUGAUGCUAAAAAAAUUGAAAUGUUACAGUGCGUAUAAUUUUCCUCUUGAAAAUUUUGAUGGAUAAGAAUUUAUCUGGUAAAUGUAUAUUUGUUGUAAGGUUGUUAAAAAUUUUCAAGUUUAUUAAGACAAAUGUUCCAUACGGAAUUAAUUAAAUUCGUUUGUUAGCAGCUGAGUGUGUUGAGCCCAUUAUCAAAAUUAUUUUCGGUUGCAGUUCUGCGCAGUGCCCGCCCUAUCAUUUCUCAUUUGCAUAAAUAAUCAUUUUUUUUUUCUUUUUGAUCUGCUUGGUGUGAGGAUUGCGGUUAGUUUCUGCGUGUCUGACAUUAUUCCCUUGUUAAAUAACACAGAACUAAAAAUAGUUUUACUCGAUUUUUGGUAUUGAGAUCAGUCUUUGUUCUGUGUCCGACGACUCUUAUUCUGUAAAAUAUGUAAGUGUCAACACUGUUCGAAUAUAGGCUACUUCGAGCGGAAAUAAACGCACUCACUUGCUGUGGGGAUAAACGGGAUAAACAAAAAACAUAACCGCACAUACCGAAUUUUCCGAACAUUAAUGUUUUGUUUUUACGAUAUUUUGUGUAAGAAAUGUAAAUAAGUAGUGAAAAUUAUGGAAUACUGUGCAAAUAAGCCGUGUCAUCGAGAUUUAGGGCGAAAACAAAAAGAUUCAUUUUUGGUUUGGAGUGAUAAACAUCCGAUACGAAAUCGUCAACAAAAACCGAACAUGACAAAGGACACCGAACACUUAACGACACGACUUAUUUUUACAUUAUUUCGUUAUUUUCACUAUUUAUUUACAUUUCUAAUGAAUUUCUUGCACAAAAUAUCGUAAAAACAAAAUAUUAUUGUUCGGAAAAUUCGGUAUGUGCGGUUAUGGUUUUUGGUUAUCCCCACAGCAAGUGAGUGCGUUUAUUUCUCCGCGAAGUAGCCUACAUUCAAAUUCUUCUAUAUAGCGUCAUCUAUUGAACGUGAAAAUAGCAAAUACGAAAUUAACUUUAGUCAACAUUUCUUGCAUUAGGCGCUUCUCAGCGGAGUCAAAAUGCAAAUUUCCUUCGCGCUUACAUUUCGAAAUAAGUAAGUAUUAUAAAUUUAAGAUACUCACAACUCACACACAUAAUUGGAUAUUUUGUAUUGCUUCACAGCCUUAACAAAAUUUUUGUCAGUCCAAACUCUUAUGCCACUGCUUCAAACCGAUUCAUUUAUCAGAGUUUUCCAGUUGAAACAAUAGUUAUUUGUGUAUCUGCGAAAGUGCCUAAAAUCAA